GGCGCGCACACACAGCACCCAUCUGUCCGCCUCCCAUUUAAGCCACGCAACUCCAGUCCUCCUACUAGCUCUCAUCCCUUGGAAUUCUUCUUCUCCUACCUCCAUCUGGCUGCUCCAUGAAAAACAAAACACUCACUCCAGCUAGCUAGCAGCUGCCUUCUUGUGUUCAUAAACCCUCACUCCUCCUCACCCAUCUCCCCCUCCGUCCUUCUGGUUGCAUUUCGACCAUCGGUCGAGAUGGAGAUGCAGGCGAAGGCGGCGAGGGGCGGGAAGAGGAGCAGGACGAGCGGCGGCACGACGGCGACGAGGGUAGUGCAGAGGAAGGAGGCAGAGAGGGAGAGGAGGCAGCACAUGAAGGCCCUCUGCGCCAAGCUUACCUCCCUCAUCCCAAAAGAACACUUCUCCAACCCUGAUACGAUGACCCAGCUAAGCAGCCUGGAUGAGGCUGCGUCAUACAUCAAGAAGCUCAAAGAGAGGGUGGACGAGCUGCAACAUAGGAGGAACUCUGCACAAGCAAUGGCUACCGCAAGAGGGGCUAGUGGUGCCUCAAUGCCCACCAUCACCCCUACCACGAGUGGUGGUGCAGGGUCACCAGAAGGAGAGAAACAUUGGGAGGCAUUGGCACCGGUGGUGGAGGUGCAACAACACGAUGAUACAAGCAUGGAUGUGGUGCUGGUAUGCAGCAAAGAGAGGCCGAUCAUGCUCCACCAGGUGAUCACCAUCCUCGAGGAAGAAGGCGCCGAGGUCGUCAAUGCCAAU
Molecule: messenger RNA, 759 nt
Organism: Triticum dicoccoides
Lineage: Eukaryota; Viridiplantae; Streptophyta; Magnoliopsida; Poales; Poaceae
Product: transcription factor bHLH162-like
Exons: 2
Biological process (GO): regulation of transcription by RNA polymerase II
Cellular component (GO): RNA polymerase II transcription regulator complex
Molecular function (GO): protein dimerization activity; DNA-binding transcription factor activity, RNA polymerase II-specific; RNA polymerase II transcription regulatory region sequence-specific DNA binding
Source: RefSeq, a predicted model, not a curated record